Molecule: messenger RNA, 2768 nt
Organism: Amphibalanus amphitrite
Lineage: Eukaryota; Metazoa; Arthropoda; Thecostraca; Balanomorpha; Balanidae
Product: probable indole-3-acetic acid-amido synthetase GH3.9
Exons: 8
Coding region: 66-1880 (604 amino acids)
Cellular component (GO): cytoplasm
Molecular function (GO): acid-amino acid ligase activity
Source: RefSeq, a predicted model, not a curated record
UCACGCUGAGGGGUGGCAUUUUCGGUCACCAGCUCUCGGCGGCGGCCGCUCAUUCCGGCCUCAUCAUGGCGCUGCUCUGGUCGGUGCUACAAUGGUGUUUCACAGCGUUAAUAUGCUUGUUUACGAUCCUUGCCGUGGAUUUGUACACAAGGAAGAAGUCGAGAUUCCACACCACUCGCAGCCUGCUAGAAAUGUACCUCGUUGAAGUGGUGGCAGCUAUUCUGGGUACCAUUAAAAGCCGACAAAUGAAAAAAGACCUGGAUAACUUCUUACCGGUUCAGGAGCAGUUCGUGCUGCGUCAGAUCCGUGCCAACGAGAACACCCAGUACGGUCGGGACCACCAGUUCGGGCGGAUCCACAGUCUGGCGGACUUCCGCCGCCUGCACCCGGUCACCACCUACAGCCACUACGCCGAGUACGUGGAGCGUGCCGAGAACGGAGACGUCAACGCCAUCCUCGGCAAGAGCAAGCUGGUCAUGAUGGCCUGCUCGUCGGGCACCACCGGCAAGUCGAAGCACAUCCCCAUCUCGAGCGAAGUGCAAAACACCAUGCUUUCAAUGCUCGCAGGCCUCUUCACGUUCCAGCCGCAGAUCAAGUCGGCGCACCGUCCGCUGUACAAAGAGAUGCAGAUUCUGUGCCGUCCCAGGUGGCGCUACUCGCCGACUGGCAUCCCCAUCGGCCCGCUGUCCGGCUACUUCACCAACAAGUCCAUCCUGCUGGCCCAGUGGUCGACUCCGUUCGAGGCGCACGUGGUGGAUACGGAGGCUGAGGCCAUGUAUGUGUCGUUGCUGUUCGGAAUCAGGGACCGCAACCUGUGCAGGAUCGAGGGCGGGUUCGCGUCCGGUCUCUACAACAUGCUCAUGUUCAUCGAGACCAACUGGCGCGACCUGGUGGCGGACGUGAGGUCGGGACGCCUCAAGGAGGGGCUCGAUCUCACAGAGGAGCAGCGGCGCGUCAUCACCAAGUACCUGGUGGCCGACCCGCAGCGGGCCGACGAAUUGGAGAACGAGUUCAAUAAAGGCUUUGACGGCAUCCUAUCGAGGAUAUUUCCGAACCUAGAGGCCGUCAGCGCGCUCAGUUCGGGAACUUCGAUGGCGCUCUACAAGAAGAAGUGUCUCCCCUACCUGGGAAAUGUCGACCUGGUCUCGCUGGUGUACGGCUCAUCGGAGGCGUUUAUGGGCAUCAACGUGCGGUCGGCGCGCGAGGAGCCGGCCUACGCGCUGAUCCCCUCGAUGGCUCUGGUGGAGUUCCUGCCGGUGGACGCCACCGGGACGCCGCUGGAGGGAGCCACGCCGCUGCUCGCCACAGAGGUCAAGGUCGGUGAGCUGUACGAGCCGGUGAUCACCAACUGGUCUGGUUUCUACCGGUAUCGGCUGGGGGACGUCGUCAAGGUGGUCGAUUUCUACCACCAGGCGCCAUGCGUCGACUUCCAGUUCAGGGCCGGCCAGAUGUUGAACGUGCACAUGGAGAAGCUGUCGGAGGAGGCGUUCAUCGCUGCCCUACAGACGGCCGCCGGACGCUGGAGCGGGACCACCCUGCUCGACUUCACCAGUGCGGAGAGUGUGCUGGACCCCAGUCCCCGGCCCGGCGCGCCCUAUUACCUGGUCUUCCUCGAACUGGAGAAGGGCGAGGUCACCGCCGAGCAGUUGAAGACGAUUGACGAGGUGCUGUGCGAGCAGCAUUUCGUGUACAAAUCGUUCCGGGUCAAAGACUCCAUCGCGCCAAUGAAGGUGAUGACCGUGAAGCCGGGCACGUUCAAGGCGUUCCGUCAGUUCCAGUUCGACACUACGACGGCAUUCAUGGGGCAGUUCAAGCAGCCCCGCGUCCUCCGCAAUCCAAAGCAGGUCGAGUUCUUCAUGAAGCAUGUCAACAGCCAGUGAGAAGGCGGCUAGCAGGCGGCUAGUACCGGGCAAAGCUAUGCUGGCACGAAAUGAAUCGCUGAGUUUGACUUGAUGUGUUUUUGAUAAAAAAGUUGAAACGGUGUUUGUGAUGAAUCAUGAGUAAUCCAUCGAACUAUUUGCGAGUCGAUGAUUAUGUACAAUUGGCAAUGGGCUAUCAUGUGAUGUCGACAUUAGUGUAUCGUUUUAUCUGAUGAUAUGUCGUUAAAUAUGCCGACAUUGCUUCGUAAUUGAUGCAAUCAUCCUGUGUUGUAUCAUGAGUUCAUGAGCCACUUGCAUAAUUUUAAUCAAAACUGUCUCUUUGUCAUUGUUGUACCUAGUUAUAUCGCUAUACUCUUAUCAUUUGUGACUGUCGAUGCCUGUAAUUGUAACCGUUUUUUUCUUAUUGCACCAUGGUGAUUGAUUACCGACACGGUAAUGAUUCAUAAACCAUGACGAUGUGCAAUAACACACUGAUAUACCGGUUAAUAUAUGACUUGCACAAUACUUCGUGCAUACGAGCACAUCACCAGACACAAUGCAUGUUAUACGUGUUUUUGCAUUGUUCAAUAUAUGCAAUUUAUGACAGGAUAAUAGUUUCCAUCAGCUUAUAGUGAUGCCAGGUCAAGGUGUACGGAUGUCAAUAGCAUAAUUAUCUCUUCUAUCACGAUGCAGCGUAAGCAGACAUCUGUUUAACCUUUUAGUCUUCUUCAUUCAAUAAAUUAACUGCUUAUUAAUGAUCAUUUCGUUUAGGCAAUAGACACCAAGAUCUUCAAUUCAUUCCAAGAUAUUUUCGCUCAGCAAUCAGUGUUAACACCACCGUUGUAUGACCGAAGUUACCUGAAGAUGUAUCUAAAUUUAGUGCACGUGAAUACACCAGAUGACCGAUAA